This is a messenger RNA of Pieris rapae (cabbage white), 1987 nucleotides long. It is a transcript of the gene Psn, whose product is annotated as presenilin homolog. The record is from RefSeq and is a predicted model, not a curated record. Bases 196 to 1629 code for a protein of 477 amino acids. Gene Ontology annotation, molecular function: aspartic endopeptidase activity, intramembrane cleaving. Lineage: Eukaryota; Metazoa; Arthropoda; Insecta; Lepidoptera; Pieridae. Gene Ontology annotation, cellular component: neuronal cell body; growth cone; cell surface. The transcript has 9 exons. Gene Ontology annotation, biological process: calcium ion transport; amyloid precursor protein catabolic process; amyloid-beta metabolic process.
AUUAUUCUGCGUUCGUCACUUAGGUUGAUAUUUGUCUAAUAAGUAAAAAAAAUCUUAAAACCGAAAACGAAAUAACAACAAUCGAAAUGUAUAAUUAAUCUGAAAUAUGAAUAAAUAAUUACGUAUAAUUUAAAACAUAAUUAUAAAAAUGCAUCUAUGAAUUGGAUAAUAUGAAGUGCGUAUUAAGUUUUAUGGAUGAGUGAUACAGAAAGUGAUAGAGAAGUGACCGAGCAUACAGCACUCAUGGACGGCCACAUAGCAGAGGCUCGCCCCGACCGCGAGAUUGCUGAGAGACUCGCUAGGAAAAAAAAAACUAAAGCUGAGGCCCAGCGUAACUAUGGAUCAGUGGCGCAGCCUGAAGAAUGUUCGUCCAGUGCCGCUGGUGGCUCAGGUUCACAAGUCCCUGCACCAGCUCAACUACCUACUGAAGAGUUGGAACUUAAAUAUGGUGCACGACAUGUUAUAAAACUUUUUGUACCAGUUACUUUGUGUAUGAUUGUUGUUGUUGCUACUAUAUCAUCAAUACAAUUUUAUUCAGUGAAGGAUGUAUAUUUAGCAUACACACCUUUUCAUGAAGAAAGUCCAUAUGCUUCGACAAAAGUAUGGAAUGCUCUUGCAAACUCAAUGAUUCUUCUAAGUGUUAUAGCAAUGAUGACAGUUCUGCUUAUUGUGCUGUACAAAAAGCGGUGUUAUAAAGUAAUACACGGAUGGCUUAUUAUAUCAUCACUGAUGUUGCUCUUCCUCUUUUCUUAUCUAUAUAUUGAAGAAGCGCUCCGAGCAUACCAUAUACCUAUGGAUUACAUCACCUUAACAUUUGUUAUGUGGAACUUUGGUGUCGUGGGAAUGAUAGUAAUUCACUGGAAAGGGCCUCUGCGUUUGCAGCAGGCAUAUUUGAUUUUUAUAGCAGCCUUAAUGGCUUUGGUCUUCAUCAAAUAUCUACCGGAGUGGACUACUUGGGCCGUUCUUGCUGUUAUUUCUAUAUGGGAUCUAGUAGCCGUCUUAACGCCUAAAGGACCACUUAGAAUAUUAGUAGAAACGGCGCAGGAACGAAAUGAACCUAUAUUUCCUGCCCUCAUAUAUUCAUCCACGGUAAUGUACUGCCUGGUGGCAGCUGGAGUCGAAGGGAGCGGAUCAGGGACGGGAGGGGAGCGCGGGGCGGGGGAAGGUGAGCUGCGCCCACUCACGCACGACGUCGACGUUCGCCGCGAAGGAGUGGCGCGUCGUAGCGCGAGUGACGAGGGCGGCUUUGAACAGUGGGCGAGACACGCCCCGAGACAACUCAGAGUCGACACCACGCCCGUCAGCUACACCACGAGGGUCGAGAGGCCCCCGCAGCCGCAGUACGAGGCGGAAGAAGAGAAGGGCGUGAAACUGGGUCUGGGUGACUUCAUAUUUUACAGCGUGUUGGUGGGCAAGGCCAGCUCCUACGGCGACUGGAAUACGACUCUCGCCUGCUUCGUCGCUAUUCUCAUCGGCCUCUGCCUAACCCUGUUGCUGCUGGCGAUAUUCAAGAAGGCGCUCCCAGCUUUACCCAUAUCGAUCGCCUUCGGUCUCAUCUUUUACUUCGCAACGCGUGGAGUUGUGAAGCCUUUCGCCGACGCUCUCGCCGCUGAACAAGUAUUUAUCUAGAAAUAACCAGAAACGGUUUCAUCGCUGGUUAUUCGCGUCUACUAAAUUCUAUGCCGUAUAAGAAUUGGGACUGAUUUUUCAUUAUUAUUUAUGUUAGAAUCUAUGCGAGCAACGGGAUGCUAACAUUAAAUGUAAAUGUAGAAAUUAGUUAGUAAAAUAUACUUUAAUAAUGUAAAAAUGUUAUUACGAGUUGUUAAGAGUUCUGAAAUACAGAUUGUAACAAAAUUGUUUAGUUUGAACAGAAAAUUUUACUUUCACAUUUUUCUUAUAAUGUACCUGUACUAAUUUCUUGACAUUCCAGUAUGUUUUAACCAUAUUAUAAUUGUGUAAUAUGUUAAUAAAGAAGAUUUCUAAACUA